Molecule: messenger RNA, 876 nt
Organism: Enterospora canceri
Lineage: Eukaryota; Fungi; Microsporidia; Enterocytozoonidae
Source: the annotation of a GenBank genome assembly
AUGUUUUUUAACACAGGAUUGAUCAGUAAGAUUGUCAUCAUUAUGGCUGCUGACAGCCUCCAGAAGACAUUCGACGAUAACGGUGCUGAUGAGGACGCGAGCAUAAUUGACAUUUCAUCUGAAAAAUAUCUGAUGCUCAAGAAGAAUACGUUUGAAAAUGAUCUAACCGAUCUUACGGCAUUUGUGGCUGAGAAGUCUGAUAAGGAUGCAACAACAAUUGACAUGAGUGCAUACAAGAAAGUUGACGAUGGAUUUGUGACUCGUGAUGAUCUGCUGCAUUAUCUGACGACCGAAUUGCCUGCAGUGGUAAUUUACUCUAGAAAGAGGUCAAUUAAACACGAUGAACACGCAGCUGCACUUGCUGAGGUUUCUGCUGAUGCAUUCACUCAAAUAGUUCCAACUGAAGUAUCAGACAUGAUGAAAGAUGUGCUAACUACCAAGGUGGAUCAAGACAACGACAAUCCAGCAGGUAACUUGAAGCCAGCUAUUAGGGACGGAAUCAAGGACCUCAAUGCAUACGUCUGCUUGAAUAAAAUCAAGGAUGUGGUGCAAAAGGACCUAUUCACGAUGUUCGUGGUCUACAAUACGGACAAAGCAUACAAGUCCAAGUUGAUGGACGUGAAGUUUGAGAACAACAAAUUCACUAUGAAACCAGUGGGAACAAGAACACAAACAAAGCCAAGGACGCAAACAAAACCAAAGACAAAGCCAAAGACAGGAUCAUCUGACAAGAAGGAGGAUGGAAUGUCAACAGGCCUCAAGGUUAUUCUGAUUGUAGGCAUUAUACUGAUUGUUAUUGCAGCAAUUAGUAUUGGAGUUUACUUCUACCUGGAAUCUCAGAAAACUAAGAUGGUGAGUGAAGCAGGUAUGGUGUGA